GUGAUUAUGUGUAAGUUUCAAUAUCUUUCCAGUAAUUUUAGCUCUUCAUUAGAAAUUUCUGGUGAAGCCUUACUUUUCCUCUUUUCCUGUGUUGAAAUUGGAUGUAUACUUGAUUUCAGUAACAAUCUUCAAAUAAAGGAGUGGAAAUGAAAUAGAAAAAAGAAUCCACUCCCCUCUUCCUUAGAUACGUACACGUCUAUACUCUGAGCAUUGACUCUAAAAUCUAAAUGUUGCACAAAUGCCAGUUUUGCUUGGUCACCUUUCAUGCUGUAUCUUAUUCAUCAUCAGAAGCCUGGUUGUUUUCACUCUUUAGUGCAAACCUUACCUUUCGAGGAGAUCCAAGAACCCAAGAGUUCAUUUUUUUUUCUCCUCACGGACUCGGAAACCCCAGAUCCUCCUCUGUCUACCGAAAAGAAACAACCUUCGGAUCACAGAGAAGCUGAGAGACGGUCGUUGCUCCGAAGAAGGAGAUCUCUGUUUCCUAAUGGAGUAAAAAUCUGCCCAGAUGAAAGUGUUUCAGAGGCUGUGGCAAAUCAUGUGAAGUAUUUUAAAGUCCGAGUGUGUCAGGAAGCUGUCUGGGAAGCCUAUAGAACUUUUUGGGAUCGCCUUCCUGAGCGUGAGGAAUAUCGUCACUGGAUGAAUUUGUGUGAGGAUGGAAUCACAAGUAUAUUUGAAAUGGGUACAAAUUUUAGUCGGUCUGUGGAACAUCGAAACUUAAUCAUGAAGAAACUGACUUACACAAAGGCAACUGUAAGCAGUUCCUGCGGUGACAGGGCCUGUGGCCCUGAAUUGUCAUCUCCAGUUCCUGUUGAAGAUACCUCGACAUUGGGAAGUGCUGCUGUCAGUGUUCCGUAUCCAGGGGUGGCUUCCUAUGAAGGUGCCUCAGAGAGCAGCUUGGAGAGGCCUGAGGAGAGUAUUAGCAAUGAGAUUGAGAAUGUGGUAGAGGAACCCACCAAACCGGCAGCUGAGCAGAUUGCAGAAUUCAGCAUCCACCUCUCGGGGAGCCAGUACAGGGAAGAACUGCAGGAUCCCUCCAGCUCCCACUACCAGCACCUUGUCGAAGAGUUUAUUUCAGAGGUGGAAAACGCAUUUACUGGGUUACCGGGCUAUAAGGACAUCCGAGUACUUGAAUUUAGGCCCCCCAAGGACAAUGGCAGUGGUGUAGAUGUUCAUUAUGCAGUUACCUUCAAUGGUGAGGCCAUCAGCAACACCACGUGGGACCUAAUUAGCCUUCACUCCAAUAAAGUGGAAAACCAUGGCCUUGUGGAAUUGGAUGAUAAGCCCACUGCUGUUUAUACGAUUAGUAACUUCAGAGAUUAUAUUGCUGAGACAUUGCACCGCAACUUUUUGCUGGGGAAUUCCUCCUUGAAUCCAGAUCCUGCAUCCCUUCAGCUUAUCAAUGUGAGAGGAGUUUUACUUCCUCAAACUGAAGACCCAGCUUGGAACACCCAAAGUUCAGGUGUUCAGGCAACCACACCAUCUAUGCUGGGUAAUACCCUUCAAGCUGAAUGGCCCUCAGCAGAAGAAUCCACUACCAGCAACGUCUCACCACUUGAUUUCAGCUCUGGUCCUCCCUCCACCACUGGCAGGGAAUUCUGGUCAGAAAGCCCUUUGGGUGAUAUAGUGUCUACAUCCAAAUUAGCCCUUCCCUUGAAGGUGGACCUCAGUUCUUCCCCAGAGGUUUUAGAGGUUAGCAGCUUGACUCUUCAUUCUGUCACCCCAGAAGUGCUUCAGACCGGCUUGCCUGUGGCUUCCGAGGAAAGGACUUCUGCAUCUCAGUUAUUAGAAGAAGGAUUAACUAAUGUUGAAGGGUCAGAAGAUUAUCUUUCUGUUGACCCGUUGCCUUCAAGUUCAUUGACUCUUCAUGUGCCAAAAGAGACAGUACCACCCACUGAAGACUCUGAGGUGCUUUGGACAUCCUCACCAUAUCCGGCCUCCCCUGCCACAUUAGAUCUUCUUGCUAAAGAAAUAACUACACCCUUUGGCUUGGACUCUGUGGCCUCCAAAGUCAAAGACCAAUUAGAAGUGAGCACUUUGCUGCCAGGCACAUACAUGGAAAAAGAAUUUAUGUUUGAGAGUGGUUUAGGUUCAGGAUCUGGGCAAAAGGUAGAGCUGAUUACUUGGCCAUGGACUGAGACUUUAUUAGAGAAGAAGACUGAACCACUGUCCAAGUUAUGGCUUGAAGAUGAAGAUUCAUUUUUGCCAACUAAGGGUGUAGAUGAGAAGCUAGUUAUAGAUGACAGAAUGGAUUCAGCAGAGCAAAUUAUUGAGCAUUCUUCAAAAGAUGGGCAAGAUGAUAGAUACACAAACUUUACAGAAGAAAAGCCCCUUGGUGGACCUACUGUGCCUGUCUUUGGAGAGACCACAGUCCAAUCUGUAUCUCUAAUUCUGUCCAAGAAUACAUCAGAGGUACCUGACACUGACUAUUACUCAGUUACCAAAACACCUCUUGUCUUGGCAUCUGCAGAGAUCUCCACCUCUACUGAUAAGCUAGAUCAAAUAGACUCCUUCCUAAGGGAGGAUACGGAACAGACUUCAGAGUCAUCUAGCCAUGAAUGGUUUGAAAGCGAGGUUUCAACAGUGAAGCCAGACAUGCAGUCUUUGUGGACCAUAUUGCCAGAAUCAGAUGCAGUCUGGGCAAGAACUUCUUUCCUAGGGAAAUUAUCCAGAGACACAUUGGCAAGUACAACACAGAGCACUGACAAGCUCUGGUUGAAAGCUUCCAUGGCAGAGUCUACCAAACUGCCUCCAACCACAAGAUCCACCCAGCUGGAGGAUGAAGUAAUUAGGGGUGUACAGGAUAUUUCAUUAGAACUGGACCGAGUAGGCACGGAUUACUAUCAGCCUGAGCUAACCCAUGAGGAAAGUGGCAAGAUUGGUGGUUAUGUGGAAAUGUCUACAAAUGUUCACUCUGCAGAAAUGGGUGUUGUGACUCAGCCCACAAAGGGAGGGGACUUGAGUGAUACUCAGACAGCAGGAGCUUUGGUGGUUUUCUUCAGCCUCAGAGUGACUAACAUGAUGUUUUCAGAAGAUCUGUUUAAUAAAAACUCUUUGGAAUAUAAAGCCCUGGAGCAAAGAUUCUUAGAAUUGCUGGUACCCUAUCUUCAGUCAAAUCUCACAGGAUUCCAGAACUUGGAAAUCCUGAACUUCAGAAAUGGCAGCAUUGUGGUGAACAGCCGAAUGAAGUUUGCCAAGUCUGUACCUGCUGAUGUCAACAAUGCCGUGUACAUGAUUCUGGAAGACUUUUGCAACACUGCCUACCAAACUAUGAACUUGGCUAUUGAUAAAUACUCCCUUGAUGUAGAAUCAGGCGAUCAAGCCAACCCUUGCAAGUUUGAGGCCUGCAAUGAAUUUUCUGAGUGUCUGGUCAACCCUUGGAGUGGAGAAGCAGAGUGCAGAUGCCACCCUGGCUAUCUGAGUGUGGAAGAACUGCCCUGUCAGAGUCUCUGUGACCUACAGCCUGACUUCUGCUUGAACGAUGGAAAGUGUGACAUUAUACCUGGGCAUGGGGCCAUUUGUAGAUGCCGGGUGGGUGAGAACUGGUGGUAUCGAGGUGAGCACUGUGAGGAGUUUGUGUCAGAGCCCUUGGUGAUUGGCAUCACCAUCGCCUCCAUUGUCGGACUGCUGCUCAUCUCUUCUGCUGUCAUCCUCUUCCUCGUCAAGACUCUUCAGGCUCAAUAUGCUAGGAGCGAAAGAGAGAUGCCUUUCAGCAGGCAGCCUGACAGCCUCUCAUCCGUUGAGAAUGCUGUGAAGUACAACCCUGUGUAUGGAAGCCACAGGGCUGGAUGCGAGCAGUACCAGGGACCCUAUCCCCAGCGUCCCUUCUACAACUCUGCUAGCGGAGAAGUGAUUGGUGGUCUGAGCAGAGAAGAAAUCCGACAGAUGUAUGAGAGCAGCGAACUUUCCAGAGAGGAAAUUCAAGAAAGAAUGAGAAUUUUGGAACUCUAUGCCGAUGAUCCUGAGUUUGCAGCUUUUGUGAGACAGCAUCAAAUGGAAGAGCUUUAAGCAAAACUCCCGUUUUGAAACCGAUUAGAAGCCUUGAGAAGAUGGAGAUCGCUUGUUACCUACAUCACGUAAUUAACCUGGAUUUUGAAUUCUGUUGGAAGAAGAGAUUAAAAAUAAAAUAAAAUUUAGGGCACGUAUUUCCAGCUUAGUGUUUCAGAAUGUAUAAGAGAUAUGACUAUUUAUACCUACAGAGACCAAAAGCUGCGUUUAAAGAAGUUCAAAUCUGUAUGAGCUCUGGAAACUGUCUGUAAGAACAAAGCUGGGCCUGGGAGUCAGGGCUGCACUUCUCUCUGCUUCUGAAUCUUUGAGUCUCUUAAUAACUGUGCCUCCGUUUUCCUAGCAGGAAAAUAAGAUGAAAUUAUUACCAGGAGAAGUCAUGCUUAGUAAGUGAAUAUUUUGUAGCAUAUUUGUUAUUGUCAGGUGGAAUGAGAAGCCUUUGAAAUAGUCUUAAUAGAAUUUACAGUGGGGCAUUCAUCUCAACAAAACGUUAAGAUGUCUUGGGCCAAAUUGUUGAAGAAGAAGCGACCUUUUUGCUAUAGUGUUAAGCUUGCACCUUAUGCUGCUACCAGAGUUGUGAGUUUCCUGACCACAUUAAUCAAGACCACAGUAUUUUUAUGAUAAGUGUGUCAGUAUCCUAUUUUUUAAGUUGUCAAGGACAAUCUGUAUGCAUAAAGUUAGAGGGUUCCCAUUAGACUAAAGGUGGAUUUAAUCUCUUGGACAGGGAGAGUAUGGGGGGCUGGGUAAGGCCAUAGCCCUGAGAAUAUGCUUUGCAGGUUGAUUGGUAGACUGAGUCAUGCUUUUGGAUUCUCUGGCUCUACUACUGUGUCUAAAGAUGUCCUGAGUCUUUUCUAGUUCUGCUAUAUGAAUUUGGAAAACAGCACUUAACUACCUCAGUAGUAUAGAUUAGCUCAUUGGCAUUGCUUCUUCUUUGUGUGAUAUUUUGGGUCGGAAUUCCCAUUUAAUGUGCAAGCAUGACAGGAUUUUUAUUGCAAUUCAAAUCUUUAAAAAAAAAAUUAUAGGCAGGACAAGUUCUUAUAUAAAAUUUGACUGAAAAUGGAAGGUUUCCUCUUUCUCUCUAAUGUUAUUCUGAAUGGGGAGCUUGUAGAAGGGGCAAAGAGAAGGCGAAGUAAUCAUCUCCAUCCAUUUUACAUUGCGUAUGCGAUGGUUACUACUGAUAUGGGUAUUUUAUAUUGGGUAUCUUCAUGUUUGCCAAAAACAGUCUUGAUCAUUUUGCUUUCUUUAUGACCACAUAUAACCAACCAGGGAUAAACUGGCCAUAAGAUAAAAUACUUGGUUCACUUUUUUCCCCCUCAACUUGAUGUCUCCCAAUUUCACUCUCUAUAAGAACACCAGGAACUAAAUCUUGAGGCUGGGUACCUGCCAUAGUAAAGCUGUUGAAAACCUUGAAGAUAUCUAGGCAUUUUUGCAAAACACCUAUGGGUAACACGCUUUGUUGCGUGUGUGUGUGUGUGUGACGUUGGCUCCUUUUAUCUCAGUAUUGCCUUUCAUUACUUAUUCAUAUACUAGAUUGUCUGUAAGUUCAACAUAGGUACAAGCCAUCACUGGGUUAUUUUUCUACUGGGUUCAUUUGAAAAUUAAUUGAUAAUUAUCUUUAAAGCAUUAUCAAUGUUAAUAUUUGUUACUACUAAAUGCACGGUUUCAUUUGCAAAACUCCCGAUGAUUUCUGCUUGAUAUUCUAAACCUUUUUUUCUAAGCCUUUUGUGUUGGAUGAAAAACAAAAUUUGUUUCAUUACAAAUUAAUUCUAGGAUGCAAUCCUUUGAAUGCUUGCUAGAAGAAUUAUUGAUGGCCGUAAAGGACAGGCGUCUAGACCAGGUCACUGUACGAAACCCUUAGGAGACGCCCAAACUAAGUCAAGCACUGAAGGGGGAUUUGGAAUUCUGACAUACGUUUCUGUCUCUGAUUUCCUUUUAUAUGACCUUUUCAUGCAAGAGCGGAUCAUGUGAAUGUCUCCUCCUCAGCUAUUAACUGGGAGAGCUAAGGAAUCCCUCAGGGAAAUAAUAGGAAGUCUCAGUCCAGCAAUAAAGACUUUGAUCCUUUCUUUGCUAUAGCUGAAUCACUGUGGAAAAGAUGGGAAAAUGCAGAAUUUCCACAGUGAAGAUCCACUGCUAUACAAAGUAAAGUGUUAUAGGAGGUACGAGUCUGGCCUAUCAGUGUGGGAGCACAAACUACCCCUAAAGAGCAGAGGAUAUCUUCUUAAAAGAGCUUUCUGCAAGGUAAUUUAAUGGCAUGCAGUGGUUUGAAAGUAUCAGACUGAACUCCCAUUCAGGCUAUGUGAUUGGAGAAUGAAAUAUUUAGAUUAUUAGAACAUUAUCACUAACAGCAAUAUAAUAUUCAAUAUGGCUGUCACCUUAUUUGAAAACAAUAAAAUGUACUCAGCACUAAAAGUUUGAAGUACAUAACUCAGAUUUGUCUUCAUUAUUAUUCAUAAGCUACUUUGGAGUCUUGUAGAUGUGGCUUUGAAAAUUGAAUUUACAUACAUGAUUCUUGUUAUUUUCAUGGGUCCUGGAUAAAGGGGAAUUUAUUUGAUACAUAGGGCACUGUUUCCACGAGUAUGCUCGUGCACCACAUAACAUCCGUUUGUCCAACUGCAUGUAUGCCCAUGGUCCCAUAAGGUUAUAAUAGAGUUCAGAAACCGUAAUUGGAGAAUGGGACAUAGCGGACCUAACUUCAAAAACAAAGAAAAAAUUCUCCAAGCUGUUAAAGGAUGGGCUCCACUGAAAGCUACGAGACUCGUGAAAACGUGAGAGGAACCUAUAUCAGAUAUGGAGAAAUUGCUGAUGAUAUGGAUUGAGAACCAAACACAAAAGCAAAUCCUUCUCAGCGUGUUGCCAUCAUUGAUGAGACAAGAAGCUUGUUUGAGAUGCUUAAAGAAAAAGCAGGACCAGACUACCAUAUCGACUUUAGUGCUAGUUCUGGGCGGUUGAAGGGCUUCAAACAACGUUUUUCGCUGCAUAAUGUGAAAGUGAGUGCUGAGUCUGCAGAAGAGUUUGUUGUAGCCUUAGAUAAACUAGGUGUUGGCACAACGAUGCGGUCACAUAACGUCCUAUUUCACAGAACAUAUCGUGGAUGUUGGAAACCCUGGUGGCGUAGUGGUUAAGUGCUACAUCUGCUAACCAAGAGGUUGGCAGUUCAAAUCUGCCAGGCACUGCUUGGUAAUUUCUAUGGGGCAGUUCUACUCUGUCCUAUAGGGUCACUAUGAGUCAGAAUUGACUUGACAGCAGUGGGUUUGGGUUUUGGGUAUUGUGGAUGUUAAGUGACGCAUGACUGUGUUUGUUCACAUUUAUGUGUCUUUUUUUAAAGAACCACUGAAGGAGUCCUGGUGGCUUAGUGGCUAAGUGUUCUUUUGCUAACUGAAACAUCAGCAGUUCAGACCCAUUAGCCACUCUGAAGGAGAAAGAUGUGGCAGUCUGGUUUCCUAAAGAUUACAGCCAUGGAAACCCUAAGAGGGUAGUUCUACUCUGUCCUAUAAACUAAACAGUGGGUUUGGUUUGGCUGGAAAGAUCCAUUGACUUUACAUAAUAAAAUGAGUGCAGGGUUUAUCUGAUGACUUUAUUCUCACCUCUUCCUUGCUUUUUCUUUGGCAGUAUCUGGUCACCAUGGGUUGGCUGUCCUCACAUCUUUUUUUUUUAUCCACAUAGUAAAUUGUAAUUAGAAAACUCUGACCUAACAUUACCUAGUGGAGCCCUGGUGGCAUAAUGGUUAAGAGCUUGUCUGCUAACCAAAAGAUCAGCAGUUCAAAUCUACCUGCUGCUCCUGGGAAACUCUAUGGGGCAGUUCCACUCUGUUGUGUAGGGUUGCUAUGGGUCAGAAUCAACUUGACAGCAACAGGUUUGGUUUUGGUUUUAACAUUAACUAAGUCAAAAAGGGAAACCCUGGUGGUGUAGUGGUUAAGAGCUAAGGCUGCUAACUAUAAAGGUCAGCAGUUCAAAUCCAUCAGGUGUUCCUUGGAAACCCUAUGGGACAGUUCUACCCUGUCCUAUAGGGUCACUGUGAGUCAGAAAUGACUUGACAGCAAUGGGUUUGGUUUUGGUUUUAACAUUACUUAAGACAAAAAGGUGGAAACUACACAAAUAUUCUAUGUAGACUCUUAAAAUAUGUUGGUUCAAAUGUGACACCUGAGCUAGCUAUUCAUUUGUAUGCUUGUUCUACAAGCAUGACUUCUAUUUCAUGAUUUUUAGGCAGUUGGUAUCUUUGUGUCAUGUCUGUGUUUUCAACAAAGGGUACUGGACAUCUGUCAGCCCCUGAACUGAAUUUCCAUUUUGCAAUGGAAGGAGAAGGCAGCACAUUUAUUCCGUAGGGAACAAUUGAUUUAGGAGAAUAACUUAUCUUUAUUAAAUGGAAAUGUUUUAGGCUAAGACAAAAAUGGGUCAAGUUUUCUUUCCUAAAAUGUUUCUAACAAUUCCCAGUAGGGAUGGGUGGGGCUAGUGUCCCCAUUUACAGUCCAGCUGCGAUGAGUCAUGGCUCCUAGCUCGUUCUAUUCCCAAGUGUGUGAUAAAUGCAGAAACAUGUGUGAAGGUCACAAUCUGCAAACCGGCUGCAGUGUAUUCCGCAAAGGAUCCUGGCUGGAGAUGGGAAUGGAGGAAGGUAGUAUAAUAUAAUGGACGAUGAAGGGAAUUUGCCUGGAAGUUGUCUGGAUUCGUACAUUUUGCAAAACCUUACACUACUCCUAUGAGUUAAUAAGACGUGGGUUAAACCAUUCCCCUAGAAUAAUAAGACACAGGUUAAAACAUUCCCCCCAGCCAAACCGUUACAGUUACAACCUAGAUUAUGUGAUUUCCCAUUCUGGUUUUGUUGUUGUUUUCUUUAGAUGUACUUCUUUUAGAGAUUAGGGGCAUAAAUAGGAAAAAAGUAACCAUGGUAUCAGAAGUAUAGUCAUUUAUAUAUCAAGUCUAUGUGAUGAUCGUUAAGCGAUAGUGAAAACACCAUAAUAUAUAUUCAGUAUGAAGUGUGGAUAAUGAAGGACUUCUCGUUUUUCAUUUUGUUUGUAAUUGCAUUUUACCCAAUGUGGAACAUAUAAAUUCAUGUUACUUCAUUAUUUUCUUGACGUUUUCUAGUCUUAAUAGAAGUUAAUUAGAAAUAUAAAUUUAAAAGUCUUUCAUGUAUAUAGAAUGAUCUUGCUUCUAUCUUGUAUGUAAUGGUGUCAUUUUCAUUAUAAUAAACAUCUGUUUCAAAAACCUAUCGACUUUUUUUUGUCAGAAGAAAAUGUAGAUUUUAGCAACAGUUGAAUUGUAAUUACUGUUCAAUGAUGCACACACAAGUGAGCAUGAUGUGAAAAUGAAAAUCAUUCUUUGAUUUCUCUUUUUAUAGUGAGAUGUAGGAGAACUAGAUGCUAUCUGGAACCCAAUUGUUGCCUCAUUUUAACGAUGAUGAGUCAUUAUUCGGCCUCUCUUAAACGUUACUCUUUUAAACUUUUAAAAGCUUUCAUUUUUCCUCAUCUGCUUAAGGCAGGGAUGGAAAGAAAACUGAAGGAGUUGAUGAAAGUAACAUUACACAGGGUAGUUACCACCAGCUGUCUUGUAGCAAGAAGGAACUGGUGACCUGUCUACAGAGAAGUAAUAAAUAUGGCAACCGCAAUCUAAGGCAAUCUUGCACAUGAAAGGAAGAAAAUCAGUGACCACUUACUGAAGCAGGCAGUUUGCUGUGCAUCAGCCUCAGGAAACUUGAUCUUCAGUUUUUUCUCCCUACAUCUGUGUGGUGUCCUGCUGGCAACAAGACCCGAAGAAAUCAGGAGGGUGAUCUUGAUUUGACUCCAAAGACCUUAUUAUAAAAACACAAAGUGGGAGAAAUGUGUCAAAUAAAUACCCAUUGAUUGAUUAAUUUGUGACCUACUUUUUGGAGAAAGAGUGAGUAAUAACCCUCUUCUUAAGAAAUCUGGUCAGGACACACCCUAGUCACUCAGCUCAUGCUGUCAGGAUACUGGUUCACAUUCUAGGUCCUCCUGGAUUUAUAUCCCGUCUGAGCUAGGCCUCGGUGGUCUGUUCCACAUAAACUAAACUUCACAUUAUCUUUUCGUUAAAACAUACAUAGCUCCUGUCCAAUUUUUUGUCUGGUUCUUCUUUAGGUCAAAUUUAUCCAUGCUAAUAUAAAAAUUCAUCUCUACUUUCUGUGGAUGGAGUUGCGAGACUUUGAUCUACGUCAAGUAUGAAGAUAUUUGUUUAAUCUUCAAAAAGAAUUUUUGUUUUUAGAAAUUUUAUUCCUUGUUUAUUUUUUUAUUAUGUAGGGCAUAAUAGAAUAAAGGCACCAGCGAGCAGGGCACUUCUUCUCCUUCUGAAACAGAAACAAAAAACAACUACUGUGCAGACAGAUGGGUAGUUGGUUAAAUCUGUCAGUUUUAUUCAAGUUCAUGUCUUUUUUGAAAGUGUUGAUGUGCCUUCAAAAUUGACUGUGCCUGUCCUACACAUAGGAGCAAUUGAUUGUGAUGUUCCCUCUUGGUUUUUCAAGGUUUCCUAUGAGGGAAGAAUUGCCUGUCUUCCCAUUUAUGUAACUCAGUCCUUGCAGAGGGGCUGGUAUCAUGGUGCUCCAAGGACAGGCCCUGAAGAAAGAUGGCUUCGUGCCAGGUUCCUCUGGGAAUUAUGUCCCCUGAUACAGUGUAGGUACUUGGAAGCAUUUAUUUGACUCCGUGCUUCUAGAGGACAGUCAUUAGGUUUUCUCAGCACUGGAUAAUGAGCAAAUACUCAAGGAGGUUGAGACCGCUGCUGCUGCUGUGAAACCAUCAAAGGUUUGUAUGGUAACAAAACGAAUGUUAGCUAUUGUCUUCCCAAUGACAAAGGUGGGAAACCAAAUUUUGACUUAGAUUUUAAAUUGCUAUCAUUUGGAAGGCAUGGAAAAAUAAUGUAGAUUAGAAGUUUUAAAAAGUCUGAGGAAGUACUAAAUUGGGGCUUUUAUCCUUUAAUUAUUUGAAAACAGAUGUUGGUUUGAGUGAUAAUUGCUUAAGAUGCUCCUCCGCCUGCCUUUUUUCUUUUACCAUACCCCCAGUGCUGUUGAGUCGAUUCCAUGGACACCACUUUUCUACUUUUUUUAAGUUAUUAUAUAGAAAGCUUCUGAGAAAUAAUUUUUUUUUCUCAAAGAAUUUGUGCUUUCUGGUAUUUCAGUACCUUAUUUACUAUCAAUGAGAGAAAGCUAAUGAUCUUUUCUAUUUUAUUAUAAUUUGAGGUACAGUGAAUAAAAUGAGCAUGUGUGUCUCAUUGUACCAUUUAGCAACAACUUCAUUUUCGAUAAAUCAGUACUCUGCGUUGCAGUUUUGUCACUGCAGUUUCUUGAGUUAGAGCUGCCUGCUGCAACCAGCCAAUUCUUGAGAUGGAUGGGGUGGGUAGUAAGAGCUUUAUUAUAUAUACCGGUAUAUGGAGACAGACGGGAAUGAUCUCCUCCUAAAGCUGUCUGUCCCCAGAAACUGCAGUCCAGUUGGGGUUUUCUAGGGAAAAAGGGACAGAAUGGAAUGUCCAUUCUUUUUCUGUGUGGUUUAGGUGAUCACAUCUCAAACAUGUUGAUCUUUCUCUGCCAUUAUCCCGUCAGCCCAGGGGGUGACUGGUGCCAUCCUGAUGAGCAUUGUCCUGUUUGACAGGCUUAGGUAGGUAUCACUUGUUUUUCCACAGCCCUAGGGGAAACAUUGGUUAACAUUUAACUUUUAGAGGAGCUAAUUUUAAUCGCAAAAUCAUACUUGGAGACAGAGACAGGCUAGGGGAGAGAAAAAUGGCACAGGUUCUGUUCAUGAUAUGGCUGAGCAGUCUGCUCUAAUCCCCCCUUUUUGUUGUAGGUUUCUCAGUCUUGGGAAACAGGGCAUCGUGUCUCUCUAGCUGCUUCCUGCUGGAGCGGGGUCAUAGAGGCCUAAAGGUUAGAGGAGUGGAACUUUUGUGUUGUCUGAGUUAAACUAGUCUAUCCCUCUUGUGUCUAUACUGGCCCUUUAUUGGGCUAUUGUCUGUCUUCUUGAUGAAGGAUGGGUUGAAAUCCCUGAGCAACCAUCAUUUUGAGCUGGAACUUUCGAAUCACUUGAAAUGACUCCACCAUUCGGGAAGAAGGCACCAACUCAUUAAGGCAUAUACCAAGACACAUAAGCUUGUCUAGAGAGAGGAACAACACAAGCAAAGGAUAAAAUAGAAAUUAGUAAAAGGGCUAGAGCAAAAACAACUCUUAAUACCUCUACCGCACUUAUUUUUAUGAUACUUAUUUACCAGUCUUUGUUUUGUUCCUUGAACAGCCACUUAAGUCUUUUAACUGGUUCAUAUAUUUAAAAAGGCAAAAGUGGGAAAUGGAAAAGAUGCUGCUAGAGUCAUGUCUGUCCAAGUCCUAAGAAUAUUACAGGGUACAAAAUGGGCAAAACCAUUGAAAGUUUCACCUUUUCACAGAUUGGCUAGAAACCGUGAUCUUACAUAUUGAAUUGUAUUUCUUAACAGUCGUUGGUAUUGGUACAGGUUUCAGUAACCGAAAGGAGGGUCUUCGUUGGUCCAACAAAUUUUCUAUUCACUAAAUGCUAACAAUAAAAAAAGAGGGGAAAGUCUUUUGUGUUGUGUUUGAUAGGCUUUAUGAGAAAUGUUCCCUAAAAGAUAUUUUUCUUUCUUAAAAGGCAAUUUGCAAGAUUGUCUUGUCUGUUGUCUUUAUCUCAGGACUCAGUCGAUAUGUCUUUGUGAGUCUUUGUGAGCUCUUGUCAGCCCAGCUCCAGCUGGGUCACAUUCUCAAUGUUCAAGGACAGGGAAUAAUGUUUAAAUCAUUCUCUCCUUUUGAUUGGAGAUUGGAGAUAACACAUUGAUGAUCAAUACCUGGACUUAGUCGAGCUCCUAGAUGGCAGCCAUUUCAGGCUCUUUAAACUCACAAUGCUGGUUUUCCACUGGAUACCAUCUGGUUCUUCAUCAGAAUCUUAAGUAAGAGCAAAGUUUUCCUCAAUUGCAGACUCUGUGUACAUCAACAUUUUAGCCCAAGGCUUUUCUUUUGCCUUUUAAGUGUGUAAGACAAUAGAGGACAAAUUCUAUUAUGCCUAAUACUAUCAGGGCUAUCCCUUGCAGUAGUGAUCUAGCUCAUGUGCUUAUUUUUGAUGGUAACCAACCAAAUAACUCAAAGCUUGAAUUUUUUCCUCAGUUUUUUCAGCCUGAGAAAUGCCGAGUGCAUUCUUCUCUUUUCAUUUUCUAUCUCCAGCUCUUUGCACAUGUCAUUAUAAUACUUUACUUUGUCUUCUUGAGCUGCCCUUUGAAAUCUUCUGUUCAGUUCUUUUACUUCAUCAUUUCUUCCUUUUGCUUUAGCUGCCUGAUGUUUGUGAGCAAGUUUGAGAGCCUCCUCUGACAUCCAUCUUGGUCUUUUCUUUCUUUCCUGUCUUUUCAAUGACCUAUUGUUGUCAUUCCACAACUUGUCUGGUCUUUGGUCACUAGUGUUCAAUGCAUCAAAUCUAUUCUUGAGAUGGCCUCUAAACUCAGGUAGGAUAUACUCAGCAUCAUAUUUUGGCUCUUGUGGACUUGCUCUGAUUUUCUUCAGUUUCAGCUUAAACUUGCAUAUGAGCAAUUGAUGGUCUGUUCCACAGUCGGCCCCUGGGCUUGCUCUGACUGAUGAUAUUGAGCUUUUCCAUUGUCUCUUUCCAUAGAUGUAGUCAAUUUGAUUUCUGUGUGUUUCAUCUGGCAAGGGGAAAAUAUUAAAUGAUGCAGGAAGCAUCAAAAGAAGAUGGAAGGAAUACACAGAGUCAUCAUACCAAAAAGAAUUAGUCAAUGUUCAACCAUUGGGAGAGGUAGUAGUAGCAUAUAAUCAGGAUCUGAUGGUAUUGAAGGAAGAAGUCCAAGCUGCUCUGAAGGUAUUGGCAAAAAACAAGGCUCCAGGAAUUGAUGAAAUAUCAAUUAAGAUGUUUCAACAAACAGAUGCAGUGCUGGAGGUGCUCACUCGUCUAUGCCAAGAAUAUGGAAGACAGUAUCCUGGGCAACUGACUGGAAGAGAUCCAUAUUUAUGCCUAUUCCCAAGAAAGGUGAUCCAGCCUAAUGCAGAAAUUAUAAAACAAUAUCAUUAAUAUCACAUGCAAGCAAAAUUUUGCUGAAGGUCAUUCAAAAGUGGCUGCAGCAGUAUAUCAACAGGGAACACCCAGAAAUUCAGGCUGGUUUCAUAAGAGGACCUGGAACCAGGGAUAUUGCUGAUGUUAGAUGGAUCCUAGCUGAAAACAGAGAAAACCAGAAGGAUGUUUACCUGUGUUUUACUGACUAUGCAAAGGCAUUCGACUAUGUGGAUCAUAACAAAUUAUGGAUAACAUUGCCAAGAAUGGGAAUUCCAGAACAGUUAGUUGUGCUCAUGAUGAGCCUUUGCAUAGAUCAAGAGGCAGUUGUUCAGACAGAACAAGGGGAUACUCUUUGGUUUAAAGUCAGGAAAGAUGUGUGUCAGGGUUGUAUCCUUUCACCAUACCUAUUCAAUCUGUAUGCUGAGCAAAUAAUCCGAGAAGCUGGACUACAAGAAGAACAGAGCAUCAGGAUUGGAGGAAGACUCGUUAACCUGCAUAACCUGCGUUGUGUAGAUGACAAAGCCUUGCUUGCUGAAAGUGAUAAGGACUUGAAGCACUAAUGAAGAUCAAAGGCUGCAGCCUUCAGUAUGGAUUGCACCUCAACAUAAAGAAAACAAAAAUCCUCACAACUGGACCAAUGAGCAACAUCAUGAUAAAUGGAGGAAAGAUUGAUGUCAAGGAUUUCAUUUUACUUGGAUCCACAAUCAACAGCCAUGGAAGCAGCAGUCAAGAAAUCAAAAGACGCAUUGCAUUGGGCAAAUCUGCUGCAAAGGACCUCUUUAAAGUGUCGAAAAGCAAAGAUGUCACCUUGAAGACUAAGGUGUGCCUGACCCAAGCUAUGGUAUUUUCACUUGCAUCACAUACAUGUGAAAGCUGGACAAUGAAUAAGGAAGACCAAAGAAGAUUUGACACCUUUGAAUUGUGGUGUCGGUGAAGAAUAUUGAAUAUACCAUGGACUGCCAAAAGAAGGAACAAAUCUGUCUUGGACGAAGUACAACCAGAAAGCUCCUUAGAAGCAAGGGUGGCGAGACUGCAUCUUACAUACUUUGGACAUGUUGUCAGGAAGGAUCAGUCCCUGGAGAAGGACACCAUGCUUGGCAGAGUACAGGGCAGCGGAAAAGAGGAAAACCCUCAACGAGGUGAUUUGACACAGUGGCUGCAACAAUAAGCUCAAGCAUAACGAUUGUAAGGAUGGCGCAGGGCUGGGCAGUGUUUCGUUCUGUUGUGCAUGGGGUCGCUGUGAGUCGGAACCGACUCAGCGGCACCUAACAACAACAACCAAAUAAAUCUCGUCUUUGUAAGGGUGUUACAGUGUGUGACCAAGUAGCUUGUUGUCUAGUUGUAUGUGUUCUACUUUUUCUGUGUUAUUUAUCCAAAUGCAACAAGAAGUAUUUUUUACAGCACAGAUUAUACUUUUUUGGGGGGGGGGGAUAAAAAAUCUCCAGUCUAUUUCGUUAUCUCAUGUCACUUCAGCUUAAUGAGAUCGAUGUUGUGCUUCUGUCCCAGGAGCAGUUUUGUCUAUUAUUUGUCCCAUGGUGAUUGAUUAACUUCUUAAAGGUUUUUCUAAUUCAACUAUAUCAUAAGUAGGAAUUAAAUCUACCAACCACACCCUGACUGUUGGACCAAUGGGCUUUCUUCUGACUCUCGUUUUACAAUAGGUAACAAUUUAAUAUUCCCUUUCUAAUAUUUACUAGCAUCAUUACUAUGAAUAUCUAAAGGUAAUCUUAAGGUUCUCAGAGUGCAUUGUCCCAUGCAUUCGUCAGGACUCUCAACAAGAGAUUACUUGUAAAUUCACUGUCAAUUGGAAAGGGAUCACCUAAAUUAGUUGAAUCUAUCACACAAAAAACAUACAUCCAUAAAGCACACACAGUUUGUCUAGAGAAAACAGAAAGGUAUGGAAAAAUUUACAUGUGACAAACAAGCUUCUAGUAAAGAAUACAUGAUUAGCAAGAAAAUACAUGAUGGACUUCUGUUGGAGGUUUCCAGUCAGUUUGCAUAAAACAUACGAAGUGUUAGGGGAAGCUGCCCCUCCUUGGUUUAUGUAUUAACAGUCAUGGGUCAGUUUUUCAGAAGCAGAAGUGAAACCUAAGACAAAACGGAGUCCGAGCUAUGAGGUCGAUCUCCUCUGAGAGGAGAUAGCAAGGGGGUGAGAGUUCGACUAUAAACAUUGUCUUGAAGACUGAUUAAACUGAUUACUGAUUUACCCUGAACAUAAUUCCCAGUCUGAUCUGUGGAGUCAGUUUCUCAAAACAGACUGAAUUCUAAAAAAAAGCACAAUGUCCGGAGCAAAAUGGUCUUGCUAGUUUAUCUGGACAAUUGUUUAACUCAGUGUGGCUUCAGGAAUCAGUUUUUUCCUCAAAGCUCAAGGUUCAAAAGGACAUCCAAAGGUGAUGGCCUGUGUAGGUUGUCCCAAGCUCCAUGAAAGCCAGAAGUCUGGAUUCUAGGAGAAUCACAUACAACUCUCUCGUGGUUCCCUCCUUUGGAUCAUGAUUUUGUUAUAGAAUCUUUGAUCAAAAAAUGCUCAAUAAAUGGUAAUUGGGCACUAUCUGGUUUAUAAGAUCCCAGGCACCAUACAGCAAAUCAGGAGGUAGAAUAGAAACACUAACAAUAAUAUUAGGCCAAUAGCCUGAAAUAUCUAAUGAAACCGUGACUCUAAGCUCUUCCAACCAAGGAAACAAAUCUCAUGAGAUGUUUUUUUAAGCAAAAGCAGCAUCAGUAACUGCUUUUUAUGUGCCUCAGUAGCAGCUAUAGUCUGCAAAACCUCAGCUUGUGUAUUAAUAUAAAUAUAGCAACAAUUAACUAUUGAGGCAUAAAACUAUUCCGAGAGAACUAAUAAGAAAUCUAAUCCUAUUUUAAUUUGUAAAAUCACAGGUCAAAUUUUAGACACUUUUUUGGUUAUGAUAUUUACAACUUUGUUAAAUUUAUCAACAGGAAUUUCUAACUCAAGAGUUAAAAUAUUGAAACCCACUAGUUAGAUAACUUAAGAGAAAGAAGUGUGACCCUAACAUUCCCCAGCAUGUUUUCUUUUUCAAAGUGGGCGGCAGAGAGGUUGACAUAACUAACACCAUGAUAAACCUAUUUUUCUCCUUCCUCUGCUUGCCUCUUCCUUCACAUACCUCUGUUAAUGACUUUGUUCUUUGUUUUAAUCUGAGGCAAACAACUUUGUUUUGUUCUGUCUACCUGUGACUUACAACCCCCCCACAUGGAGAUUAGAGCCCAGGUGUCUGAUAUGCAUGCCUUUAACCCGGUAAAGAGGUGUUCCAACAUGUGUCUCUUCAGUCAAAGAGUCCCCUGUCACUAUUCUGCAAUGAAAAACUGUUCCAGCUGUCUGCGGGCUACAAAAACACUUACAAGCCCUAUAAAAUCCCACACAAACUCUAAUGCAAAAUCACUCCCUGGACUCCACAGAGACAGCCUACCUGUGCUACUGCCGGGUCCCAGGUGAUGUACACAUCCCCUAACAAACCUCCUCACUCCUUCUGAUUUGGAGCACAUUUCAUUGGCUCAACUGCUCCAGGGCAUGGACCCUAAUCUGGUAGCUGGAGGAAAAUGGUUUCUUAUAUCUAGAAAGUAGGACCUUAAACAUUGCUUAUUUCUAGAAUGAUAGACUUUAAAACAUUAGCAAUAUUUUCACAUAAAACUGUAUUAUCUUUUCUUUUACUCAGUCUUAUGUAGUUAAUUUCUGUUCUAAGUGAUUCUGGAUCAACCGCAGUUUGCGAACCUAUCAGUUUUUGCGUAGGAUUUCUGGAUAUCUUGAUCGAAUCUAGUCACAGUCUCUUUCAUGAGUCCAAUAUAGUCCACAUUUUUUGUUGAAAUAUCCUGGUGAAAUGUUUUCAGGAAAUCAGCAAAGUAACAACUUAUCUGUAGAUGACAAAACUUAAUAUGGCCACGAUUAAUUUAUGAACGUAACUCUUAAUAGUGAAAGACCUGAUAGAAGUUAAUUACAAGCAUAAAGGCCAAAUAAAAUCAGUUAAAAAAUAGAUAAAAGCAUUUCUAAAUAUAACCAUUAACCAUAUUUUAAAAAAGCUUUAGAUAUAAUACAUAAUAAUUUUGAGACAAUACCGUACAGUCAGGAUAUAUUAAGAAUAUACCAAGAUUACCAAGUCUCUAAAUACCUGAAUAAUAAUAAAAAUAACUUCAUAGGUAAAU
Molecule: messenger RNA, 18137 nt
Organism: Loxodonta africana (African savanna elephant)
Lineage: Eukaryota; Metazoa; Chordata; Mammalia; Proboscidea; Elephantidae
Gene: IMPG2
Product: interphotoreceptor matrix proteoglycan 2
Exons: 19
Coding region: 265-4005 (1246 amino acids)
Biological process (GO): visual perception
Molecular function (GO): hyaluronic acid binding; heparin binding
Source: RefSeq, a predicted model, not a curated record